GAAAGUUGUUGUCCAGAAUUUUGAAUAUUCCGGUGAACAACGGUUCCGACGAUUAACCCAUUAACUUCAAUAUUCCAACACCGAACCUUCUCUACGAUACCUUCCGGAUGUUCCUAAUAAUUGUUAGAGAGUUUGUGGUGAGUUCUUGGAAUGAAACAAUAUGAAUUUGGUGAAGAAAGUAGUCCAACCCGAGGAGCUCGCCACCACUGGCGCAGUCCCGGUAUUUUGGCCAUAUCUUCUUCGUUACUUAACGAAAUCGCGAGCCGUUUGUUGGGCUGGAUUCGUAUCGUCCGGGGCUACAACUUUGGUUCAAGAAGUAUUUCGAAAUAAUGGAUGGAAAAUUUCAGUUUUUAUCUCAAAGUGGACUAAUGUAUUUUGGACUCAAGGGACAAACUGUGGUUGUUUAUUAUAACCAAUUUGUGACUUUGUGGAACAAGCUAUAUGGAUCUGUUGAUCCAACGUGUGGUUUCCGGUGUGAGGCUACGGCUUUGAUUCGGGCGCGCGAGGAACAGGAGAAGACUCAUCAUUUUUUGCUCGGGCUCGACGACGAACAGUUCGAUCACAUCCGAUCUCAGAUUAUUGCCACCGAACCUGUUUCGGACAUACACCGGGCUUAUGCACUCAUCGUUCAAGAGGAACGCCACAAGAGCAUUGUCCGUGGCCGAGAUGACCGUACGGACGCUCUCGCCUUUGCCAUGCAACGUCCCGCUCCUACCUUGAGUCGUGGAGACCCCCCCAUUAUUCGUGCACACAUUGUGGAAAAGACAGCCAUUCUGUGGAUCGGUGCUAUCAAUUGCAUGGGUAUCCGCCCGGGAAGGGCCGUGGGGGUCGCGGCACUGCAUCCGGCCGAGGGGGUCGCGGUGGUGGCAGAACACCGUCCGGCGGCAGUAGCGCCCCUGGCCGUGGGUCUGGCCGAGGGAUAGGAUCGGCGAUAGGGGGAGCAAAUGCAGCCACCAAUUCCAACGCCCUAGGCCUCACACCUGAUCAGAUGACCCGGUUACUUUCCAUGCUCGACGUCUCUUCUUCAGACAAGGAUACUGGGUCUAAUGGUGAGGCAUCGGCUCGUGAGUGGCUUAUUGACAGUGG
This is a messenger RNA of Cuscuta campestris, 1086 nucleotides long. Lineage: Eukaryota; Viridiplantae; Streptophyta; Magnoliopsida; Solanales; Convolvulaceae. The record is from the annotation of a GenBank genome assembly.